ACAUGAUGCAGAUGACGAGAAUAAUGUUCGCUAUUGCAAGCGUUGUUGAUCAUUCGCCUUGCAAACUUUUCAUCAACUUCUCAAUCAAAACAUAAGAAGAACUGAACUGAACACUGAACCAGUUCAGUUCAUUCACUAUCUCAGGAAGUAUUGUAUUAUCGAUACCUUUCUCUUUUAUCCUCUUUCCCUCUCUUCCUCCCUCUCUCUCUCUCCCUCCUUCCUUUUCUCUCCAUGUUUCCUGUUUUUGUUAUUCAACAAUUGAAAAUUACUGCUCUCACAUUCAACUCCAUAUUUGCGUUGAUUUCGGUCUUUUCAUUAUUCAUUGCUGUAUUCUCAUGGUUCUCACCUCCGAUCGCCGGAAUUUCUCCCAAUCCUGUUGCGGAUCAUCAUCAGUAUUCACUUGCUGUGUUUUUUGUUGGCGUAACGAGUAUUUCAAUAUUUCUGUUAUCAGUACUUGGAAUUGUAUCACUGGUAUUGUGUAGCUCAUUCUGUAUGUUUCUGUACAUAAUGAUGUUAUUGGUACAAAUAUUUGUUCAGUUUAGUCUCUCAGCUUUCGCUUUUGCCAAUCAACAUAAGAUACAUGCAACCAUAAUAUCUCAAUGGCGUUCUCGAUCAGAGGAAAGCUUUAGUAAUGAUUGCGGUAGCGAUGCUGUUUGCAGUAAUCAUAUAGAGUUAUUAAGUCAAGUUGAACGAAUCAUUUUCAUAUCACUGCUGAUAUUUUUUUCAUUUCAGGUCAUAUUGUUAUUCAUCAGUUGUUGCUACUGUAAUUAUCUGUCAGAAAGAGAACAGUACGAAACGAUUGAGAAGGAUAACGCCGAAAGCAACUAAUCUUUAAUCAGUUAUCAUUAUUUAACAUUCUCUCCGAUCCCUCACUAUUUUAACACUUUGGAUUCUUUUUUUUCUCAAGGAAAGAGGAUAACUGUAUAUUGGGAAAAAUGAUAAUCCCAACAGGAGUUUAGAUGAAGAGCGGAGAAAGAAGAGGUUGAAAAUUAUAAAUAAUUAUUACGAUGUAAUAAUCAGUUGAUUUGUUAUGGCAAGUAUUUCUCAAACACUACAUCUUUCUUUUUAAUAGGACUUUCUUCGAGGAAUCGUCUCGAUAUAGAACCAUUCAUGUCAUGUAUAACGUAUACCUGCUCACUAUAUAUGUUUGAAUAUUUUUUCAUUGAAAUUUCGA
Molecule: messenger RNA, 1174 nt
Organism: Loa loa (African eye worm)
Lineage: Eukaryota; Metazoa; Nematoda; Chromadorea; Rhabditida; Onchocercidae
Exons: 6
Coding region: 232-828 (198 amino acids)
Cellular component (GO): membrane
Source: RefSeq, a predicted model, not a curated record